AGAGAAAACACAAGUGUCCGACAUUCACACUGCACAGAGCAACCAGCAGCUGAAUUGAGUCUCCGCGGUUCUCAUGGUGUGUUUAAGUGCAGCCUCCUGCCUCAGACUCUCCACCAGUUGACUCAGACUCUGUUAGUUUCGUGUUGAAUCUGAACCUAUAAGAAACAAUGGCAGAAGAGGCUCCAGCUCCCGCCGCCGCCCCGGCUAAAGCCGCAAAGAAGAAAGUUUCCAAGCCGAAGAAGGCUGGCCCCAGCGUCAGCGAGCUCAUCGUUAAGACUGUGGCCGCAUCCAAGGAGCGGAGCGGCGUGUCAGCAGCCGCCCUCAAGAAGGCUUUGGCUGCCGGAGGUUACGAUGUGGAGAAGAACAAGGCCCGCGUCAAGACCGCCAUCAAGAGCCUAGUGGCCAAGGGGACUCUGGUCCAGGUCAAGGGGACCGGGGCCUCCGGCUCGUUCAAGAUGAGCAAGACGGUUGAAACCAAGGCCAAGAAGCCCGUAAAGAAAGCCGCUCCUAAAGCCAAGAAGCCCGCCAAGAGCCCUAAGAAACCCGCAGUGGCUAAGAAGCCUAAGACAGCGGCAGCCAAGAAGACAGCAGCCGCUAAGAAAUCCCCCAAGAAGGUCAAGAAGCCCGCAGCGGCCAAGAAAGCAGCCAAGAGCCCCAAGAAGGCCACCAAGAGCCCCAAGAAAGUGGCCAAAAAGGCUCCUGCAGCCAAGAAAGCUCCCGCAAAGAAGGUCGCCAAACCCAAAGCCAAGAAGGCAGCAGCCAAGAAGAAGUGAGCUGUCAUCAGUCUCAACAUGUGAACUUGAUCAAAGGCUCUUUUAAGAGCCACACAUCUUUCUGUAAAGAGCAUCAUCCCAGUUUUAAUAUGUUUAAUCAGAUAGUGUCUCAUAUGCUGCACAAACUGAUGAAACUGUGACUUUUGUUUUUUAUUCAGAAGUGUUCUUAUGUUUAAGAUAGAAUACAACUAUUAACAUGAAGUCACAGUUUGGCAGGAGAGGGAGCUCUUUUGUUC
Messenger RNA from Thunnus maccoyii (southern bluefin tuna), 1009 nucleotides. Its product is annotated as histone H1-like. The coding region runs from base 168 to 773 and encodes 201 amino acids. Lineage: Eukaryota; Metazoa; Chordata; Actinopteri; Scombriformes; Scombridae. Gene Ontology annotation, molecular function: DNA binding; structural constituent of chromatin. The record is from RefSeq and is a predicted model, not a curated record. Gene Ontology annotation, cellular component: nucleosome. Gene Ontology annotation, biological process: nucleosome assembly. The transcript has a single exon.